UCCACAAAAUGUUAGUCGAAACACAGAAGUCUACAGAGUUGAAUAUUGAUGUCUAGCACGGGUUUCUUCUCUGACAGAUGCUGAUGUAAAAAACAUCGAUUAAAUGGUCUUUGAACCUCUUACUCAUAGCGUUCGCUUUAUUUGGUGUUUAUUUAUAUUUUUCGAUACAACCCUUUUCUGGUAUUUUGUUUUGGUUAUACAUUGUUGUUUUGGAAAACAAAACACUAAAAGCAAAAGCGCGAAACAAGUUUCACUUCUUAGCCGGACACAAUUAUUUGGUUGUCACUGUAAAUUGCGAUAGAGCCCAGCUUACUUUUGUGUUGAUAGUCCCCAAAGCCACAAACAUAAGAAUUAGUACAUUUUCGGAUCGUCAGCCAAAAACACAUAUAUCGGCAAAAAUUCGGCGCUAUCAAUUGUAUCAAUGACAUCGAACAUGCAUCGAAAUUCGCUGGCAACUGCUGACCUAUUAAGUCCCUCGGCCAUGGACUACAGCAUUUUCCAUCGCACCACAAACGAUGCGUCAAUUAAUUUACAAUUCAAUGAAUUAACUUAUGAAACUGAAAAUUCCAAAAUAUUAGUGAAUGGUGUAAGUGGAAUAUUUCGUGCCAAUGAAUUGACAGCCAUUAUUGGUCCUUCCGGAUGUGGCAAAACAACAUUAUUAAAUCUGUUGUCCGGAUAUAGAAUACGCAAAACCUCUGGCGAAAUAUUGGUCAAUGGCGAACAACAAGAUAUGCAGCGGUUUCGUAAAAUUGCCCGUUAUGUCCUGCAAGAUGAUCACAUUAGUCCCUAUUUUACACUCAUGGAAACGAUGAUGUUUGCCUCCGAACUUAAGAUGGACACCAAAUACAGUCGGGAACAGCGACAAAAAGUUAUCCAUGACAUUUUAGAUAUUUUCGAUUUGGGAUCACAUGUCGAUACGUUGAUUGCCAACUUGUCGGGAGGACAACGUAAACGUCUGUGCAUUGCUCUGGAAUUGAUCGAUAAUCCUUCAGUAUUAUUUUUAGAUGAACCAACAACGGGUCUCGAUGAAUUCUCCGCCUCACAAUGCAUACGUCUGUUGAAAAAAUUAGCCAAAUGUGGCAGAACCAUAAUUUGUUCACUACACUGUCCAUCGGCCACUUUGUUUCAAAUGUUCGACAAAGUCUAUGCCAUGUCCAAGGGUCAGUGUAUUUUUCAGGGAGCGGUAAAUGAUAUUGUGCCAUAUCUGCAACAAUUCGAUUUGAAUUGUCCUCAGACAUAUAAUCCCACGGAUUUCAUUAUCGAAGUGGCCACAAAAACCUAUGGCGAUUUCCAAAAAGAACUGGUUGCAACAAUUCAAAAUGGAAAAAUUGUAAAAUGGCAAGCAGUUCCAUCAAAUAAAUGUGACAAUUAUGAUAUCUUGCAUCCAAAACUAUUGGAAGCCAAACCCAAUUUGGAUAAUACUGCAGGUGUUAAGAAAAAAUAUCCAUCAAUAUACCGGAAUUCAUGGUUCAGUGAAUUUAAAAUUUUAUUUUUACAUAUACUGCAUCAAAUGUGGCGUGACAAGGCAAAUUGUAAACUCAGAAUUGUUAUACAUAUCCUGUGUUCGCUUUUAAUUGGUUUCACCUAUACGGAGGUUACAAGUAAUGCCACGGUUAGCAUUUUCACUUAUCAUCUGUCGAUGAUAGUUAUUAUCAAAUUUUUCUUCCUUCCGAUGGUACCGUUGCUGGCAUGUGUGCCCCGUGACAUGAUGUAUCUGCGGCGGGAAUACUUUAAUCAAUGGUAUCGUUUAAGUGCUUAUUUUAUGGCCUUAAUUAGUGCCCAACUGCCCAUGCUUAGCUCAAUGGCGGUGGUGGGUUCAGCAAUUAUAUAUUUCACCAGUGGUCAGCCCGUUGAGUUGUAUCGCUUUAUGUUCUUUGUGGGAAUCUCGUUUCUAGUAUCUCUGAUGGCAUCAAGUUUCGGCAUACUUUUCGGUUCCAGAUUCAAUGUGGUGCACGCCCUCUUCCUGGCGCCCUAUGUCAUGGUAUUAAUGGUUGUGAUUGCUUCCUAUACUGCGGAACGUAACAACCUCUCCCUGUGGGAACAACUGAUGGUCUACAGUAGUUUCUUAAAAUAUGCCGUCGAUGGUUAUCUUUAUACUUUAUUGGAUUUUAAUCGUCCCGAUUUCCCUUGCCCCUCCAACCAGCUGUUUUGUAUGACCUCUAAACCGAAAUAUAUUCUCAAAUUAGCUGGUAAUUUAAAACCAAGUUAUAUUUUCUCAGUUCUAGGUUUAUUUUCAUUCUAUUUGUUAUUUACAUUCCUGUCAUAUGCAAUAUUUAAACAUAGAUUGGCAUAUCAUAGACAAUCGAACGGGAAAAUAUCCAAAGCUUUAAGUAAAAUAUUUAGUUUUAAAUUAGUUAAAGUUUAAGUGAAAUUUAUAUUUAAUGUAUUAUUUAAAAAUUAAUAUAAGUUUUAGAAUAUAGAAAAUAUAUUUUUUUAUUCCAAAAAUUAUGUUACU
This is a messenger RNA of Musca domestica (house fly), 2455 nucleotides long. Its product is annotated as ATP-binding cassette sub-family G member 4. The record is from RefSeq and is a predicted model, not a curated record. Gene Ontology annotation, cellular component: plasma membrane. NCBI's taxonomy places the organism in Eukaryota, Metazoa, Arthropoda, Insecta, Diptera, Muscidae. The coding region runs from base 422 to 2365 and encodes 647 amino acids. Gene Ontology annotation, molecular function: ABC-type transporter activity; ATP binding; ATP hydrolysis activity. The transcript has 8 exons.